AAAGAGCUACUUAAAACAAAACCACCGGUCCCCCAAACCGAAAAAAAAAAGCCCACCCGCCUGAAGACGCCGAUCCCCGAUCAACUUUCCGACAGGAUAUACACUCCGUCAGAAAUCACAUUCCAGCUCAAAAAACCAUGUCUGCCUUCUCCAUCUCUCGCGAGGCUUGCCCUACCAUAAAGAACAUCCUCUUAUUGGAUUCUGAAGGAAAGCGGGUGGCGGUUAAGUAUUUUUGUGAUGAUUGGCCUACAAACGCUGCAAGGUUAGCUUUUGAGAAGUCUAUCUUCACAAAAACUCAGAAGACAAAUGCCCGCACUGAAGCGGAGAUAGCAAUGCUGGAGAGCAACAUUGUUGUGUACAAGUUUGUUCAAGAUCUACACUUCUUUGUGACUGGAGGUGAUGAGGAAAACGAGCUGAUAUUAACUACUGUUCUCCAAGGUUUUUAUGAUGCUGUUGCCUUGCUUCUCAGGAACAAUGUGGACCAAAGGGAGGCACUUGAGAACUUAGAUCUGAUUCUGCUGUGCCUUGACGAGAUUGUUGAUGGGGGGAUCGUUCUUGAGACUGAUGGCAGUAUAAUUGCUGGAAAGGUAGCCACCCAUACUAUGGAUGAUGGUUCACCAUUGUCCGAGCAGACCAUUUCUCAAGCUCUGGCCACAGCACGCGAGCAUUUGACAAGAUCACUGCUUAGAUGAAGCUGUCAGUCCUUAGAGAAAAUUAUCACUUUACUUUUUUGUCCCACCGACCGAUUCUUUCUCGUACCUCAUGUACUGUUUCUCAUGUACCUCUUGUUAACUUCAGUCACGUUCAAUUCUUUCUCAUGUACUGUUUGCUUGCUUCCCGUGGCCCUCAUUCAGAAUUAGAAAGCAAAGUCCAAAUAUAGUGCUCUGUUUUGAAAUCUUUUUGUCAAUACCACGGAAAUUGCAAAACCUUGUGGAAAAUUAUUUGAAAUCUUUAUUCAACCCUUUGUUGCCUCUUCUUCUCAAA
Molecule: messenger RNA, 984 nt
Organism: Coffea eugenioides
Lineage: Eukaryota; Viridiplantae; Streptophyta; Magnoliopsida; Gentianales; Rubiaceae
Product: coatomer subunit zeta-1-like
Exons: 6
Coding region: 138-692 (184 amino acids)
Biological process (GO): intra-Golgi vesicle-mediated transport; intracellular protein transport; retrograde vesicle-mediated transport, Golgi to endoplasmic reticulum
Cellular component (GO): COPI vesicle coat
Source: RefSeq, a predicted model, not a curated record